AUGAUCCCUCUCGGACUCACCUUGGCCUUGGGGUCUUUAUCAUUAUUCACAGUUCCUAUUACCGCCCAAACAUUUGACUGGUCAGCCGCAUACACCAAAGCAAAUGCGUCACUUGCCCUACUGUCCCUCCAGGACAAGGUCAACAUUGUGACGGGCAUCGGCUGGAACGACGGCCCCUGUGUAGGAAACACGGCCGCCAUCUCCUCCAUCGGCUACCCAGAACUCUGUCUCCAGGACUCCCCACUCGGUGUUCGAUACGCAACAAGCGUCACCGCCUUCACCCCCGGGAUCCAAGCAGCCGCCACGUGGGACGUCGACUUGCUACUCCAGAGGGGCCAGUACCUUGGCGCCGAGGCCAAGGGCUGCGGCGUGCACGUUCUCCUGGGGCCCGUGGCCGGCCCGCUGGGCAAGAAUGCACAGGGCGGGCGGAUCUGGGAAGGGUUCGGACCGGACCCUUACCUGACGGGCAUCGCCAUGGAGCAGACCAUCAUGGGGAUGCAGGGCAGCGGCGUGCAGGCGACAGCAAAGCACUACAUCCUCAACGAGCAGGAGAAGAACCGCGAGACCCUGUCGAGCAACCUCGACGACCGUGCCAUGCACGAGCUGUACCUGUGGCCCUUUGCCGACGCCGUGCACGCCGGCGUCGCCAGCGUCAUGUGCUCGUACAACAAAAUCAACGAGACGUGGGCCUGCGAGAACGACGGCACCCUGAACACGCUGCUCAAGGACGAGCUGGGGUUCCUGGGGUAUGUGAUGAGCGACUGGGACGCCCAGCACACGACUGUUGCGUCGGCUGUGAAUGGUCUGGACAUGACCAUGCCGGGCAGCGAUUACAGCGGCGGCACGAUCCUCUGGGGACCGCAGCUCCUGAGCGCCGUGCAGAGCGGCCAGGUAGCCGAGAGCCGUGUGGACGACAUGGUCACCAGAAUUCUAGCCGCCUGGUAUCUCGUCGGGCAGGACGGGGGCACGUAUCCUUCUAUUAACCUGCAGGCCAACGUGCAGUCGACCCAUGCCGACAACGUUCGAGCCAUCGCCAGGGACGGCAUUGUCCUGCUGCAGAAUGAAGACUCUGUCCUUCCUCUGCAGUCGCCCAAGAAGAUUGCCCUCGUUGGUUCUGCGGCCAUUGUGAAUCCCGCCGGUGCCAAUGCCUGCACGGAUCGGGGCUGUGAUACUGGGACACUGGGUAUGGGCUGGGGCAGCGGAACAGCCCAGUAUCCCUAUCUGGUUGCCCCUUAUGAUGCCCUCAAGAACAGGACCUCCGCAGACGGGACGACUUUGACCCUCAGCAGCACCGACGAUACAGGCAGUGUGUCGAGCACAGUAUCUGGUGCGGACGUGGCGAUUGUCGUCAUCACAUCAGACUCGGGAGAGGAAUACAUCACCGUCGAGGGCAACGUUGGUGACAGGAAUAAUCUCGACCCUUGGCACAGCGGCAACCAGCUUGCCCAGGCUGUGGCAACGGCCAACAACAACACUAUAGUCGUCGUGCAGAGCGUCGGCCCUGUCAUCCUGGAGACCAUCCUGGCCCUGCCUGGUGUGAAGGCGGUUGUCUGGGCAGGGUUGGGCUCGCAGGAGAGCGGGAAUGCCCUGGUGGACAUUCUGUACGGCGACACGACCCCGUCUGGGAAGCUUCCCUUUACCAUCGCCAAGGCUACCUCUGAUUAUCCUUCUAGCAUCGUGACUGGUGAGGAUGAUGAUUUUACAGAGGGUCUAUACAUCGACUAUCGGCAUUUCGAUGAGAGCGACAUUAGCCCACGAUAUGAAUACGGCUUUGGGUUGUCAUACACGAGCUUCACCUACGCAGACAUCUCUGUAACCUCCACCGCCGCCUCGGGCCCUGCAACAGGCGCCACGGCCCCAGGCGGACGGACAGACCUCUUCGAGACCGUCGCCACAGUCACAGCAACCAUCACCAACAGCGGCUCCGUCGCCGGUGCCGAGGCCGCCCAGCUGUACAUCAGCCUGCCCACCAGCGCCCCAGCCUCGCCCCCCAGGCAGCUCCGUGGGUUCGACAAACUCUCGCUCGCGGCUGGGGCUCAGGGGACAGCUACUUUUAAUCUGCGCAAGAAGGACCUGAGCUACUGGGACGUGGCUAGCCAAAACUGGAUUGUCCCGAGCGGGAAUUUCGUUGUGAGUGUUGGGGCCUCGAGUAGAGAUUUGAGGUUGAAUGCAACGCUUGCGGUUUCGUGA
Molecule: messenger RNA, 2190 nt
Organism: Cryphonectria parasitica EP155
Lineage: Eukaryota; Fungi; Ascomycota; Sordariomycetes; Diaporthales; Cryphonectriaceae
Product: family 3 glycoside hydrolase
Exons: 2
Coding region: 1-2190 (729 amino acids)
Biological process (GO): glucan catabolic process
Molecular function (GO): beta-glucosidase activity
Source: RefSeq, a predicted model, not a curated record